Messenger RNA from Daphnia pulex (common water flea), 2820 nucleotides. Its product is annotated as cell surface glycoprotein 1-like. Gene Ontology annotation, biological process: proteolysis. Gene Ontology annotation, molecular function: serine-type endopeptidase activity. NCBI's taxonomy places the organism in Eukaryota, Metazoa, Arthropoda, Branchiopoda, Diplostraca, Daphniidae. The record is from RefSeq and is a predicted model, not a curated record. The transcript has 8 exons. The coding region runs from base 95 to 2629 and encodes 844 amino acids.
AUUAAGGGGUUACCUCAGCAAAUGGAAUUAGUUGAGCGCCUUACCCGACCACUGGCAUUUUGAGGUCCGCUCAAGGCUCGACACUUUUCAAACAAUGCAUCUUAAUGUUUGGACUAUUACUACCUUCCUUUUUUUGGUUGGAUCCACUUUUUCAAAAUCUUUCCUCAACAUUGCUGGAGAAAAUGACGCUAAAAACUUGAGAAUCAUUGGUGGAAUCGACGCUCCAGCUGGCCAAUAUCCAUUUACGGCAAGUAUUCUUUCCGUACGGAGUGCUUGUGCUGGAACUUUAAUUGCUCCUUCCUAUGUCUUGACAGCGGCCCACUGCGUUACUCUACAUUCCACCAGCGCCGAUGAGAUAUGGUAUUCCAAGGUGUACCUGAAUACGUUGAAUGUAACUGGUGGAGGAACGGGCUCCAUUACGAGAUCCGUGUCCAAAUUUAUCGUCCAUAAAAACUACUCCAGCAUUGGCACUGGUUACGUUAAUGACAUCGCCAUCAUAGUUUUAGACUCACCCGUAACAACGAUUACUCCAGUCCCAACUGCAGAGGAAACAACAACAACAGCGCAAUCAGUAACACAAGAAACAACAACAACUGAAACUUCUACAACAACCGAAGAACCAACAACAACACCGGAACCCACAACGACCGAAGAAAUCACAACCACCGAAGAACCCACAACAACCGAAGAACCAACAACAACCGAAGAACCAACAACUACUGAAGAACCAACAACAACCGAAGAACCAACAACUACUGAAGAACCAACAACAACCGAAGAACCAACAACUACUGAAGAACCAACAACAACCGAAGAACCAACAACUACUGAAGAACCAACAACAACAGAGGAACCAACAACAGAGGAACCCACAACGACCGGAGAACCCACAACAACCGAAGAACCAACAACCACUGAAGAACCAACAACAACUGAGGAACCCACAACGACCGAAGAACCCACAACCACCGAAGAACCAACAACUACUGAAGAACCAACAACAACUGAGGAACCCACAACGACCGAAGAACCCACAACGACCGAAGAACCCACAACAACCGAAGAACCAACAACUACUGCAGAACCAACAACAACCGAAGAACCAACAACAACAGAGGAACCAACAACAACAGAAGAACCCACAACGACCGAAGAACUAACAACUACUGAAGAACCCACAACGACCGAAGAACCAACAACUACUGAAGAACCAACAACAACUGAGGAAGCAACAACAACCGAAAAACCAACGACUGAAGAACCAACAACGACUGAAGAACCAACAACAACAGAAGAACCCACAACGACCGAAGAACCAACAACAACAGAGGAACCCACAACGACCGAAGAACCCACAACAACCGAAGAACCAACAACUACUGCAGAACCAACAACAACCGAAAAACCAACAACAACCAAAGAACCAACAACAACAGAAGAACCCACUACGACCGAAGAACCAACAACUACUGAAGAACCAACAACAACUGAUGGACCAACAACAACCGAAGAACCAACAACGACUGAAGAACCAACAACAACCGAAGAACCAACAACAACUGAAGAACCAACAACAACAAAGGGACCCACAACAACUAAAGAACUCACAACAACUGAAGAACCCACAACCACCGAAUCUACUACUUUAAAGCCAACAACGAAACCAACGACGACAACUAAAACUACAACGAAGCCAACCACUAAAACAACUACAAAACCAACCACUAAAACAACUACAAAGCCAACCACUAAAACAACUACAAAGCCAACCACUAAAACAACUACAAAGCCAACCACUAAGACAACUACAAGGCCAACCACUAAAACAACUACGAAGCCAACCACUAAAACAACUACAAGGCCAAUCACUAAAACAACUACAAAGCCAACCACUAAAACAACUACAAGGCCAACCACUAAAACAACUACGAAGCCAACAACUAAAACAACUACAAAGCCAACCACUAAAACAACUACAAAGCCAACCACUAAGACAACUACUAGGCCAACCACUAAAACAACUACAAGGCCAACCACUAAAACAACUACGAAGCCAACCACCAAAACAACUACAAGGCCAACCACUAAAACUACAAAGCCAACCACUAAGACAACCACUAAGCCAACCACGAAAACAACAACGAAAACCACUACGAAACCAACGACAAAAACAACAACAAAACCGACUACUAAAACAACGAAGCCAACCACUAAAACAACUAGAAAAUUAACAACUAAGAAACGGGCCCUAAGAAAUUUCGAUAGUUACGAGAGUUCGAACGCCAUAAUCGCUGGAUGGGGACUAACAUCUGAUGGAGGGUAUAGUUCCGACACGUUGAAGGCUGCCGACGUCCAAAUUCUCACUAACCAAGACUGUGGCCAAAAAUGGGGCAGCUUAUUCAACGUGAAUACGAUGAUGUGUGCCGCCGGAUCAACCAGCUCCAUCUGUGUGGAUGACGAAGGUGGUCCGAUUCUUGUUAACGGAUCUCAAGUAGGUAUCGCCAGCUUCUUUUCCAGCAGUAGUCAAUGUAGUGAUCCUAACGCUCCCGCCGUGUUCACCCGAGUCUCCGCUUAUGCUGGCUGGAUCGCGCAAACCAUGGCUGAGAAUCCCCCUCCAUCAUCCGGAUGAAAACAUCUGUGGAACAGCAUUCCCUCGGUCUUUUAGACAUCUUUAUUCAGAUAAGAUUUUCUAAAAUAUCAAAAUAUUUACAUUAAACUUUUAGGAUUGCUUCUGAGUGUCGCGUGAAAAAAUAUGCUUAAAGGUCAUGUCUGGUGCACAAAUACAUUUUUUGGGGCAGGUAAUAAAGACAUAAAAUCUGA